UUCUGCUUUUGGUUGUUCUGUGUUAUGUCGUUUCAACGUGGAACCAGUGGUGGCCACAUCCAGGCUCCUUCCGGCCACAAGCUGACGACUAAGCAAAAAAGACUUCCAGCACGGGCGCCAUGGCACAACGAACUUUACAAGUAUAACACCUCGCCGCACUCGGAGAUGUCCAGUGCUCCGUACAAGAAGUCGGACCCUUACAGCUAUGCACCCCCACGGGAAGAGGCCCGGCUAGGCGUAUCCAUUUGCGCUCGCUGCAUUAACAAAAAAGUCUCACCAAUGGAAUCCACUGCGAGUUUAUAUUCCAAAUCUUUCUCACACCCCUCAAGACCGUCAAACAGACAUUUAGGAUUCUCGGCCCUUGAUCGUUCGCGUCUUGAUAUGAUUUCCUCGUCUCGUCAUUCCCAACUGCUCAAUUGUCUCCGUCUAAAUGUGAGCACGUCAUCCCAUUGUUCUGAUGUAUCCAAGCGGCUCAAGGAGCUGGCCCGAAGCAAGCAGCCGCCAAAGAUUUUCAGUGCCAAGCAGCCCUGGCAUCUAACCGGGUCGAUGCGGACCUUUCAGCCCAGCGAACGACUCCUGAAAUUGGCCUGCAGCACGAGACCAUCCACCAGGAAGCUGUACAAUCCAUUCAGUGUGGCUCUGCGGGCCCUAACCUACAAAGCCACUGAACGCAUUAACCUGCUGGCAGUGCCCAAAAAAAAGACACCGACUAUUGAUGUAUCCCUGGAGAUCCCAUCCCGACCGACUCGCAAAAGACUCCCCGGCCAGCAAACUCCGCGCCUGAAGAACCUGGCCACGCCAAAGCUGCGGGAGGACACCACGAUCCGUCGAAAGCCCUACACAGUACGGCGUAGGGCAAUGAGGGCCAAGCUGACGCCGCGUCUGGAGAAACUGGCCCAGCCGAGGCAGCUGCACAGUCGCAGCGGAAAAGAAAAAGAAAGUCUACCGGUCUAAUGCCAGUGCACAGUGCACUGGAAAUGGUGACAGGAUUACCAGGAUCCCGAUCCUUUCCAGUUCCCUGUGACCUGUCAUUGUCCUGAUUGAGUAAUUGGGGAUAAAUAAACUUUUAAUCCUAAAUGA
Molecule: messenger RNA, 1080 nt
Organism: Drosophila subobscura
Lineage: Eukaryota; Metazoa; Arthropoda; Insecta; Diptera; Drosophilidae
Exons: 3
Coding region: 25-954 (309 amino acids)
Source: RefSeq, a predicted model, not a curated record